Odontomachus brunneus is the source of this 1496-nucleotide messenger RNA. It is a transcript of the gene Snx16, whose product is annotated as sorting nexin-16. The record is from RefSeq and is a predicted model, not a curated record. Bases 358 to 1113 code for a protein of 251 amino acids. Gene Ontology annotation, cellular component: extrinsic component of endosome membrane; early endosome; late endosome. Gene Ontology annotation, biological process: early endosome to late endosome transport; endosome to lysosome transport; protein targeting to lysosome. The transcript is spliced from 5 exons. Gene Ontology annotation, molecular function: phosphatidylinositol binding. NCBI's taxonomy places the organism in Eukaryota, Metazoa, Arthropoda, Insecta, Hymenoptera, Formicidae.
UCUCCAAAAGUGGUCUGUUCUUUUCAGCUGCAUUGCUGAACUGGUGCAAUAAGUUAAAGUGAGAAAAAAUAUACUUGUCUCACUUUAACUUAUUGCACCAGUUCAGCAGUAUAGCUAAAAAGAACAGACCAAAGAAUAGACGUCUUCAUUCUGUGAAUUAUUUGCAAACUUUCAAUAUGUCAAGUAAACGUAAGGAAUUUUUUUAAUUUACGUAACUGCAUAAUAUGUAUGAAGUAUUUUCAUAAAAACAACUAUUGUGAUAUACGUUAUGGAUUGUGUUAAAAUGAUAAAAAUGCAUUAAGCGGCAUUGAAUACUCUAUAUUAUGUCUAUUAAUAAUUGAGUUUUUUGGAGUUAAAAUGUCCAGUUCAGAAACUGGUGUGGGAUGUAUUAGUGAGGUAACACUUGCAAUUAGUAAAGCAAGAAGUUCCCAGGCAGGUACUGUAAGAGUCCUUGACAGCCCAGACUCAGAUGGAUCUAGCCAUUCAAAUUCAUUUACUGUGCAACAGUUUGAUUAUCCUAAUGCUUAUCCUAAUGACAACACCAGCUCAAGUAUUCUGCAAUCACCUCUCACUAAUGAAGAUUUGAGAAUACCUAUUGUUGGCUAUGAAAUUAUGGAGGAAAGAGCUAGAUUUACGGUUUACAAACUUCGAGUUGAAUUGAAGAAUGGUGAUUGUUGGUUUGUGUUCAGGAGAUACACAGACUUUGUUCGACUACUAGCUCAAUUAAGAAGGCAGAAAAUUCCUAUUGCUCAUUUGUCAUUACCAAGAAAAAAGUGGUUUGGCGACAAUUUUGCACCAAGUUUUUUAGAAGAAAGAAUACAUGGGCUUCAAACAUUUGUUAAUGGUAUAUUAAGUAGUCCAGUUCUCAUAGGUGUUUCAUAUGUAAGGGAAUUUUUUUGUUUGGAUGAACCUCCUAUACUAUCUGAUACAGCAGAAGAAUCCAGAGCAAUAUUUGAAGCAUUAGAAGAUACAGUGUAUCAUUUGAGGCAGCAACUGAGAGAGAGCGAUACUGCACUUGCAUCUGAAAAAGCUCUGUGUAAUGAAUUUCGCAAGAAGCUUCAUCAGAUAUUGAGUGAGAGACGAACCUGUUCAAAGUGUGGUACGUCUCAAUAAUAAUUUUCUAGAUUAAGUCCUCAUCAGAUCUGAUAAAAGGUGGAAUUAUGUAUAAUUUACAACAUUUAAAAGCAAUUUACAUUCUAAAAAAUACUAUAUAGAAGAUAGUUUUUAAAAAGUCUGUUAUAUGGGAUAUUCUAAAAAAGUGAUAUUUUAUAGAUAGAUCAUAUUGAUCACGUUAGCAAAAAUUUUUACAGUAAGAUACAGUAAGCCAUGUUAAAAUUUUUGUAUUCAGGAGUUUUAACUUUUGACUAACAUCUAGCAACAAUUUUUAAUACUUUACACUCAGAAUAUUAUAAAUAACAUCUAAAUUUAUGUGCCUUGUAUAAACUUUUUGCUAUACAUAAUAUUUAUAAUUUACAUGAUGAAAAUGCUCUUAUAUU